Messenger RNA from Pyricularia grisea, 528 nucleotides. RefSeq lists its product as uncharacterized. The transcript is spliced from 3 exons. The record is from RefSeq and is a predicted model, not a curated record. The annotation marks the transcript as partial. Lineage: Eukaryota; Fungi; Ascomycota; Sordariomycetes; Magnaporthales; Pyriculariaceae.
UGGCGCUUGCGCAUGCGCAGGCCUGCCAGGGUCGAGGACUCGGUGAUGCGGCGGAGGUCGGCGUUGGUCCUGCGACGGACCGGGUGGAUGAGAACCUCGAGGUGCGCCUCGCCCAGCCAGAGUAGCGUAGCCAUCUUCUUGAGCGCCACCAGAUCGUUUCGCCACCCGUCGCUGCCGAUGCUGACGUGUAGGUGUGUACCGCAGCUCGAGUUGAGCCGGAUGCAGAAGUUUUCGCGCAGGUUCACUAGGGCAGUGGUCAUGUCUCCAAAGUCAGGCAGCGAGUCUAUCUGCAUCAGUGUUUUCUUCCUGAUGGAUGCACCAUCUGUCCCGGGUGCUGUUCGGGGCCCCUUGCCAUUGUCAUUGAGGUUUGGGGUGAGGCUACUGUUUAUCAGAGUGGUUGCUCCUGACCAGGCUGCAGCAUACUCGGAAUGUCUUGGGUUUUUACAGAGGACCUACAUGGUGUUCCUGACUUUUAGCGCUACAUGUCGUCGGCGUAUUGCGGCAGCAUCAUCUUUUGAUGGAUCUUGA